AUGUCUUCUUAUCUUAAUACUCUGUGGUUGAACAGGAAGCCAACUUCAACAAAUUGUUAUUUUCAUCACACUCAACACCUUUGCGUAUAUUUCGCCGCUGGUCUCAUAGCUGCAUUAGCUGGCCAGGUCAUCGGGUUGAAAAUACUUGGCCAUAGCUUUGCUGCCGGACUUGAACGGCCCUCACCCUUUGGCGAUCGCGAUUGGAUAAAAGAUAACGCACUUUCUUAUCAAUAUCCAUGUGGUCAAGAUAGCAAUGCAGCAAUAAGACUAGGAUGCGUUUUCGAACUAGCCACAGGAACCUGGCAGCCUCCUGAAUGCACACACCAGCAGCAAGAGGAAAAGUUUCGCCAGAUUCGCAACUGGAAAUUUUUCGCAUAUAAAAACUCAACUUUUGAUAACAUGCAUGUUGCAAUCAAUGGCAUUCAUGACCGCAAUAACUUGUACGAGGUGGCACUUGAUCAGGUGCAGUUUCUUGGUUCAACCGUUCAGAUUUGGACAACUUGGGAAUUCCACCUGUAUCGAUGCGCGUGGCUUUGGAGAAGGGACGUGCUAGUUGCGAACGGCAAUGUCACAGGUCAUUUGGGUGGGCGACAGCAUUGUGUAGAUGAGGCUUUAAUGAAGGAGGACAGGUAUGCUCUCGAUGACGUGGUAGCUGGAUAUCGUGUGAGGUUUUUGAGCUGUUCAGCACCACCUCAAUUCAUUGUCUAG
This is a messenger RNA of Colletotrichum truncatum, 708 nucleotides long. RefSeq lists its product as uncharacterized. NCBI's taxonomy places the organism in Eukaryota, Fungi, Ascomycota, Sordariomycetes, Glomerellales, Glomerellaceae. The record is from RefSeq and is a predicted model, not a curated record.